UUAUUGCAAAUUCAAAUUAGCAACAAGAUGAAAAUUCUGUAAAUUUCGGAAUCUAGUAGUCUAAGAUAGUGUUUUACUUCCGGGUACAGUGAAAGUACAGUUUCCAAGCGGAUAACAUUAAGCUACAAAAUGGCAGAUUGGUCCUUCAAUCUCAUUGCGGAUAUGAAAAACCCAAAGCUGGUGCUUUUUCGAAGUGAUUUGGCUGCCGUUAUUCGCGAUAAGUAUCCCAAGUCGAAUCAUCAUUUUCUGGUGCUGCCAUGGGAAAAUAUCAAUACCGUUUAUCAGCUUUCUCUAAAGCACGUGACUCUUCUUAGGGAUAUGUACGACCUGGCGAUGAAAUCAAUUCAAAACACGCGCGUGAAGCUGGAAUAUUUUAAAAUUGGCUUUCACAUGCGGCCCAGCAUGAACCGAUUACACUUGCACGUGAUUUCGAAGGAUUUCCGGGGAGCAGGAUUGAAGCGCAUUCGUCACUGGACUCAUUUUAAUACGGCUUUUUUUAUGCCAUACCAAGAUGUUUUGGAUGAGCUGCUCGAACAUGGAACAAUUAUAGCACGAUCUACCGCGUACAUUGAAAAGUUAUUGAGCGCUCCGUUGCUGUGCAACCAGUGUGACUUCCAGACUACUGAAAUCGAACAAAUUGUUCGUCAUCUACGAAACUUUCACUGAGGCUUGUUGUUUCAAGAAUAAUAAGGUUGAUUGAUAGAUUGUAAAAAUGUAUGUACCUAUUAAAUGCUACUUCGAAGACCAGAAUCUACUUCUAUUGUAAAUAUAAUAAUUAGUAAUAAUUCUGUUGUGAAUAUAACUACGCAACACAACUACCUACACAAAUAAACACCGUUCUAACUAGGCAGUGUUUACAAGUUUUUACGAAUUAGAGACUUACAAAAGAGAAAUUUGAAAAAUUGAUUAGGAGCAUUCAUUGAUAUUUUAGUAACAUUUGGUGUAACUAAUGUAUUUUUUAAAUAUCAUUAAUGUUAUGAUAUGUGAACUAAACAUUAGAAUUGCAGUUCGACUGAUAAGCAUUAAAAAUAUCGGAAGGGAGCGUUUUAUAGUUGCAUUGGUUGCACAGCAAUGGGCCACCCCAAAGCCUUUCGAUGUACAUUGCAGAUCGCGCUCUUAUUGUACC
Molecule: messenger RNA, 1126 nt
Organism: Wyeomyia smithii (pitcher-plant mosquito)
Lineage: Eukaryota; Metazoa; Arthropoda; Insecta; Diptera; Culicidae
Product: aprataxin-like protein
Exons: 3
Coding region: 130-666 (178 amino acids)
Biological process (GO): double-strand break repair; single strand break repair
Cellular component (GO): nucleus
Molecular function (GO): single-stranded DNA binding; mismatched DNA binding; double-stranded RNA binding
Source: RefSeq, a predicted model, not a curated record